Aspergillus niger is the source of this 843-nucleotide messenger RNA. RefSeq lists its product as uncharacterized. The record is from RefSeq and is a predicted model, not a curated record. NCBI's taxonomy places the organism in Eukaryota, Fungi, Ascomycota, Eurotiomycetes, Eurotiales, Aspergillaceae. The coding region runs from base 1 to 843 and encodes 280 amino acids. The transcript has a single exon.
AUGCCACGCCAUCUCUCUGAAAUCCUAAAAGUCUACCCAGAAGACGAGCCCUGGUGUGCUGGCUUUGCCCCCUCGCAAGGCCGUCGCUGCCACAACCCCACAAACGCCAGAAACCGCCGACAUGCCAGUUCCCUCCUCGAACAAGGAACCCGCUUGCUCAGGGCCGGCCAAUCUAUCGAGCAUAUACUUGAGGACUUGGCUCCUCUCGUCCUCUGCACAAGAAAUCACCAGAACCAAGCUGUCGGCUUAACUAAUACUUGGGUCUCACGAGUCGAUACAUAUGUCGCGAAACAUCGGUCUACUCCUAGGAGCUUGCCGAGUAAAUCGACUCCUCGGCGGUCGCCAUCACCAACGAUGCGUAAUGAAACAAGUAUGGAGGAUCGACUUGCGGAACUCGAAAGGAAGAUGCAGGAUGCAAUUCGUAAGGCAGAGAGAGCACAGCGGGAGAAAGAACGGGCGGAGAGAGACGCUGAGCGGACUAGACGGGAUACCGAAAAUAUGGUCAGAAGAAGUGCGGCUAUGGGAUAUGCCAGAGGACAGGAAGAAGCAAGAAGAAGAAGAAGCUCUCCUCCCCCUACUGUUGAGAUUGAGACGACUACGGUUGAGCACAACGAGGAAUACGGAGUGCAGAGAAACUCGAUGUCGAGUGGCUUGCUGUCUUCACAGAGGCAGGACCCUCGUGGAGGGAGUGUCGAGACGACCUUGCAGGUCAACACUUCUACCAGCACGAACUUGCAACUCCGCAGAAGCACUAUCGUUAGCACGACCAGGGUACAGAGGACAAGCGAUGCCCCAGCUACUCCCGCUCAAGCUGAACGACAUGCUGCCACCCCCGAGCUCUGA